UUGUGAAUUAUUUUGAAAGUGUAACCGGAAACGGUAUUAUUGUUUUUCCUCCUGCACGCUCUGGACGUUCUUACGUCAACGUAACGGAUCUAUGACAAAAGCUACCCGUGAGGUAGUGGUCCCCGAAACAUGUCUCUUCUCCCCCGGGUUGUCAUGCUGAAUCUGACCGGGGAUGGGAACCUCCCUGCCGCCUAAACCAGCGAUUUACUCCCCUGCAGCGGUUCAACCGGAGCGUUAAAACAACAGAGGUAACCGGGCUCUUUAUUUAUCCAAGAGAAGAUGGCGGAGUUUUCGCCCGUCCUGCCGAUUCGGGAUGGAGGAGGACGAUUUGGCCAGCCCAUCUUCCCUCGGUCCAGGUCCGGUUCCGAGUCCGAGAGCGAACUGUCCCAGAGCCUGGCCCGGACCAAGAUCCGGUCGUACGGAAGCACAGCUAGCGUCACGGCCUCUCUGGGCGAGAAAUACAUAGAGCAUCGGGUUACAGACAGUGAUACCUUGCAAGGGAUUGCUCUCAAAUACGGUGUUACGAUGGAGCAAAUCAAGAGAGCCAACAAGCUGUUCAGCAACGACUGCAUUUUCCUGAAGAACAGCCUCAACAUCCCCGUGGUGUCGGAGAAGCGCUACAUAUUUAACGGACUGUCUCUAGAGUCUCCUGAUGGAGACGGUGAAGCAGCGUGCCAGGAGGCAGACACACCUUGUGUUAUGUUGCAGGAUAUCGAGGGACCUUCGCCAGCCCCUUCCCCGCCCCCUGCGGACUCCAAACCCCCCCAGCCAGAGGAGCUGUCAGCCAAAGACUUCUUACACAGACUGGACUUGCAAAUUAAACAAUCAAAGCAGGCAGCGCGCAGGCUGAAAGAGGAGGAAGUGAGGAACAAUGAGGAGGACUACACGGCCCCUACGACGUCAUAUCAGGAGAUAUAAAGGAUCAGUCUGUUUACCGCACACACCUGUCACACGCAAACACUACCACAACCCUGACCGCUUUGUUUUCUCUUUUCCUUUUUGCUUUUACCAAACCACGUUAAACAAAAGUGUCAUGUCUGCCUUUUAUUUAUUGAUAUGCAAUUAUUCCGAUGUAUAUGAUUGUUAUUGUUUUGUACGGUUUCACUUGGAGACGAGGAGCCUCUGAUAUAAAUAGCAUUCGAGCACACGUACCCAUCAACUCAUCAUAUGCUUCUGAAGCUGCUGUACAGAACCCACCUGCUGCACACACACACACACACACACACACACUCAGCGAUUCCAGAAGGAUUAGCUUGUUAGACCUGCUAACUGCUUCUGAUGUGCUAAAUCCCCUCCUAGAAUAGUAUCAUUGGGAAGUAUAUUCAGGCCUUCCUCAUCAGUGUUUACCAUGUCUGUAUGACGAGCACACCACAAACAGAAGCGGUGGAUGGACUCAAGCCUUUGAACACUUUCCAUUUGCCUCAUUGAAGCUUUUUUUUCUUUGGGAAAAAGAAGGGACUGCUCUAUUUUUGAAGUGUGAAUGCAUUAUUUAUGUGUGUGGAGAACUGUCUGUAACAGCUGUUUUAUUGUGCUUUUAAAUUCUAUUGGUUUUAUUUGGGGAGAUUAAAUAUGUAUUUAAACCAGA
Messenger RNA from Centropristis striata (black sea bass), 1585 nucleotides. RefSeq names its product LysM, putative peptidoglycan-binding, domain containing 2 (gene lysmd2). Lineage: Eukaryota; Metazoa; Chordata; Actinopteri; Perciformes; Serranidae. The record is from RefSeq and is a predicted model, not a curated record. The transcript has 3 exons. The coding region runs from base 280 to 918 and encodes 212 amino acids.